Molecule: messenger RNA, 5874 nt
Organism: Calliphora vicina (urban bluebottle blowfly)
Lineage: Eukaryota; Metazoa; Arthropoda; Insecta; Diptera; Calliphoridae
Gene: Topors
Product: Topoisomerase I-interacting protein
Exons: 4
Coding region: 624-4487 (1287 amino acids)
Biological process (GO): protein monoubiquitination; protein polyubiquitination
Molecular function (GO): ubiquitin protein ligase activity; metal ion binding
Source: RefSeq, a predicted model, not a curated record
CUGUCUAGAGUCAACGAAAGAAAAUCACGAUUGGAAAAAGAUGUCUUAUAAAAUUUAUAAUUUUUAAAUAAAAUAUCUACACAAAAAUCAAUAAAACCUUGUGAUUACUUUGUAAAAAUAUUGUAAUUAUAGUGUGAACUUCAAGUUGAACUAAUCGAAAGUGUUUGUAAAGUGUAAAAAUCAAUUGAAAAAUGUGCUCUGUAGUACAAGACAAAGUAAAGCCAUGAAAUUUUUUCAUAUAUGAAUGAGUGUAUUCGGAGAAUUGAGUUUUUUUUUUGUUGAAAUGAAUGAGAAAUAAAUAGUGAGUAGUUUUAAAAAUCAUCUGUUAGAAGUAAAAGACAAAAACAAAAAAGAAAUAAAACAGCAUACAUAUUGUGCAGUUGGUGUAUAAAGAAAAUGUCAAAAACCGACGAUAUCGUUGUUAUAUUAUUUGACAAUAAGAAUAGGGGAAACAAUUUGGAAAUGUGUUGUAAAAGGAAAGAGUGUGUGAAAUAAAGUGAAUAAAAGGGCAAGCUUUUGGAAAAAAAAAUGAUAGAAUAGACAAUUUUUGUGAUUUUGGAAAAUUUUAUAAAUAAAUUUAUAUAAAGUAUUUUAACAAAUCGUAAAAUCAUUUUGUCUCAUACAUGGAUCUCUUGGAUAGUGUAAUGGAGCUAUUGAACAGUACACCCUCGCCACCGAUCAAUGUUGUUAAUCACCAGCUGAAUAGCAGCGGGGAAUCCCUCUUAUUGGAAAACAGUGCCGAAAUGGAACCAAACAAUUUAAGCCAAACGGCUGCACGAGUAGUAGCUACGGUCACUGCUGCAGCAGGUGAAACAAUAGCAGCAGCACAAACGUUUAGCGAACGCAAUUUGGAAUUAAAAUUACCAAUUUUGUCGUCGAGUAGUAGUGAUAGUGAAUCUGAAGAACCUGCCAAUCCCACAGCUGGCACAUCGGCAAUAGUCGAGGGGGAACGUGCUGCCUCUCCUCCACCUAAUUGUGCUAUCUGUUUGGGUCGUUGUAAAAACAAAUGCUUCACGGAUUCUUGUAUGCAUCAGUUUUGCUUCAAAUGUUUGUGCGAGUGGAGCAAAGUGAAACCAGAAUGUCCGCUAUGUAAACAAACCUUUAAAUCCAUCAUACAUAAUGUAAAAUCAAUAGACCAGUUUGAGGAAUAUCAUGUUCAACCACCAACAGUACAGAUAGCACAUCCACCAUUCGAAAUGGAUUUUCAAGAAAUGCGUAUAUUUGGUGUAGUUCAUCCAGGGCACAAUCGUAAUCAUGCUUGGAAUGAAUCUACUCACCGUCCCUUUUUCUAUGGCGAUUUCUCAGCCACAUCACCUUAUUCAUCCGCUUCGACCGGAGGUGGUUCACUUUCUACCGCCAGCGGUAGCAGUAGUAAUCGUUCAAUUGCUUUGUCUGGCAAUGGCAGUGGUUUACGCAAUCAAUACGUUUAUCGUGGAGAAUUAUUGGAUUUGUAUCGUCAAGAAUACCCGGGAGCCAUUGCCAAUAGUGGUACAUUAAGCCAAUUGUGGCGUCGUUAUGUUUACGAUCGUAAAUUGUAUGCCAUGCCGGUGGCUGAUAUAACUGGACGUUUUCGUGAGAGCAGUGCUCGUUUUUAUCGAGACAAUCCAUCACAAAUUCAUCGCUUAAUGCCGUGGAUAAAUCGAGAUAUUGUGUGUUUGCUAAGACUGACGCAACAUGAUGUUACCACCGUUUUGGAAUCUAUUAAUUCGUCGCUGACACUCAUGAAUAUACUAUCGCCAGCUUUCCGGCGUCGCCUACAGCCGUUCUUAGGCACAAAAACAGCACAUUUUAUACACGAACUCAAUAAUUUUGCUCGUUCGCCUUACGACAUGAUUGGUUAUGAUCGUGCUGUGCAAUAUUCACCACAAUCCAACAAUGAGGAAAUCGUCAUUGAAUUUACUACAUCGGAUGAAUCGAGCGACAAUGAACAGAUCGAUGUAGCCGGUGAUGAGGGUGGCAACAAUAACACAAUAUCGUCAACGUCACGUUCACGUUCCACAAAUGCUUCGUCGAUAAAUGGUGGGAUAUUUGAAUAUGAUGUUGUUCGAUCACAUCACAGAGUUUUUAAUUCAUAUUUAAACCCUUUUACAGCUAUUAAUCUGACCAUACACAAUCGCCUGACAUCAGCGGCGUCGGUGCAUGCAGGCGGCAGUCGAGGGGGAGGCCUUAAUGGCGGCAACAACGGCAGUGGUCUGAGUGAUAUACAAGAUGACGUUAGUUUGGUCAUUGACUUGAGAGGAGAAUCGGAUAAUAAUGAGACCACAUCUACCGCUCAAGCGACCACAAAUUCGUCGAAUUACCAAAAUGGCCAGAAUGCUGGCACCAGUGAGGGCGACAUUAUAAUGUCUGGCGCACAGCCAGCUGUAUCGGAAAAUAUAGAAUUAACUUCGGGCAGCAGUGAUGAGUGUGAAUUCAUUUUAGAACGUAAACCACCUCACUUGCGCACACCUGAGAUGGUUAGUUUAGAUUCAGCUUCAGAUUCGGAUGUCGUUUUUAUCGAAGAAUCUAAGGCUUUGAACAAGACCUCGUUCAGCUCGAGUGAGGGUGAGCAAAAUGACGGACCAAGUGAUCACAAACCUCAUAGUCGUCAUCACAAUAAAAUUGCUGCUUUGGUGGAGUCUAAGAAACGUAAUCAUUCAGGAAAUUUGGUUAAAAGUGAGCAGCAAGAUACUCAGAUAGAGGUUUACAAUUUGGGUGCCAGUACAUCGGCGGCCUUACGUUUAUCUCUGCAGAAACGAGUAGAUACAUCGCAUAGAUCUGAUAAUGGAGCUAGCAGUUCGAGAGUUAGACGUGACAAGUAUUCCUUGCGUAAUAAUAGCGACAGUCAGUCACGAACAGAGCGUCAAGCUCCCAAAAGACGAGGCAAAUGUUUAGACAGUGAAAGUAGUCAUUCCAGUACCUCAUCGUCCACAACAAUCUCGUCCAGUUCUUCAUCCACAACUUCUUCAUCCAAUUCAUCAUCGAGUUCCAGUGAUGAAGAGUAUGUUGCCAGUACGUCGCAAAGAAGGAAGACAUCUUCAGCUGGUGGUGCAGAGGGCGCUACUACACGUAAACCCGGCCACAAAGCUAAGAAAACAAAAAAGCGCAAAGCCAACAAUAGUAACAACAGAAGAACAAAUAAACAUGAUUCCAGAAGACGAAAGAAAACAAACAACGAGUACUCUAGCGAUGAUGAUGACGACAACGGUCAUAUGGGUAAAAACUUUGCUCUCGUCAUGGCCAUAAAUGAGCGCCAAAAAAGGCAAAAUCAAAAGUGCAGAACUCAAAAAAGCAAAGCUCAAGAGAACAAUGAUGAGGAGGCCAGUGAGGGUGAAAACUCAUGGCGUAUAAAGGCCGUCAUUGAACCUCUGCGAAAACAGCAACAGCAACGAGCAAAAAGUUCCCACAAGAGCAAUGAGCGUAAAAGACAGCGCAAAACCCCCACACAACAACAGCAACACAUUGAAAUUGAUACGGAACAUAAAAAAUAUGAAAAGCGUCAAAAAAUUGAAAAUCAAACACAGCAAGAAUCUGAAUCACAAUAUGUUAGAAAUUUCUUCAAAGUCAAUGAUGACACAUCAAGCGAUGAAAGUGAUAAUAUAAAUCUUGUACAAUUAAAAACGAAAUUGAUCGGACAGGAUCGCCAUAAGGAGCAAAAUGAGAAUGGAACAAAUACAAAUCAAGAACAAGAAACUGUAGUUGAAACUACAACACUUGCAGAAACGGAGAUGGCGAAUAAAAAUUGGAAUAAUAAUGAAGGUGAUAUAAAUGCGACAGUGACAGACACAAAUACAAAUACAGCAACAACAGUGACAACAAUAUCUACAACAAGUUCAGAUCACUCAAACAUUCCUACAACCUCAAAUACAUACAGUUCAUAUGUAAUGACAUAUUCGCCUCCUACUAUGCACUCAGCCGAUGCCACAACUCAUCCGGUAGCAACUGCUAGUGAAACGACAACUAAUAACGUUGUCGAAUCAACAACAACAACAACACAAAAUGAUUUACUUAAUUUCACUGAUGAUUCCAAUGAUAAUGAGCAGAAUGAACGCACAGAUGGUCAUGAUCAUGUUGAUGAUCACGACAGCAACAGCACUUUGUAUCACAAUGAUCAGCAACAAUUACCUUCAUCCUCGAUGGACAACUACCAUGAUAACACACACGCCGACGAUAAUAAUGAAGAUGAUUUGUGUGACGAUGAUGAGAAUUUAAGCAACAUGCCCCCAAACAAAACUCUAAACGAGAGUAAUGUAUUUGCUGAUGGCACUAGUAUGAGUACUACUACAACCGAUACAAUACUACACGAUGCUGCCGAGCAAAUCUCUUCAGCUGCCGUUAACUUUUAUAAUCCCCAACAGACCUUUAAUACUGCCGACUUUGCUGAUGAAAACUCAACGAAUAGCAGCAGCUCCGAUAGUUCUAUGUCAUCUUCUACUACCAGUCUAUCGAGUAGUAGCAAUAGCAGUAGUAGCAAUACAAACAGUUAUAUAAAUUACGAACAAUCGUAAAUGAAAUUUAAAUAGUUUCCACUACAUAAAAGAAUUAAAAUAAAAUUUUAGCUGCAAAACUCAUCAAUCCAAUAGCAAGUACAUAUAGCAUGAAAUCCACAAAACGUUUCUAAUUUCCCGUUUAUUUUUAAUUUAAACUAUUAUAAAACAAUAAACCAUAUAAAGCAUAAUUACAAUUAAUUAUUUAAUAAAUGCCGGAAAAUCUUCUACUCUCCUACUACAUAUUACAAAGGAAAAAAAAUAAGAAAAGAAAAAUAAAAAUACCUAUUACUUCAAUAGUUUUAAUUAACAAAUACCACAAAUUAUUAGUUUAAUUCUAAGAUUUAAUAUUUAGUUACUAUUUACAUUUUCAAAAAAAAAAUCAACAAAAAAUAAGUACACAAUUGCAUAAUUAAGUUUAUAUAUAAAUAUUUUUUGUAUUCAUUAUAUUGAAAAUUAAAAGAAAUUAUGUUUAAGAGAUUAACAAACAAAAAAAAAUGUCUAUUUAAAACUAACAACAGCUAAGUUAAAUAUAAAAAUUUAACAAUUACAAAAAAAAAAAUUAAAUAUUGAUUCGAUAUUUGUUAAAAUUUCUUAAAUCACAUUACAUUAGCAACAAAUAUGGCGAAGAUUAAGAGAUGACAACUUGUAAGGGAUGAUUAAAUUACAACAAUCAUAUUUGUCAGGCUUACCUUAAUCUAACGCUAUUAAUCAUCUACAGGAUGUCAACUUAAGAUCUUCAAUAUGCAAACAUAAACAAUUCAAAUAUACAAUAUUUUAUAACUAAAUUAAACAUUUUAUGUAAAUAUUUUUUUAUUAUUUAUAAUUACAUUUUAAUGAAAGGCGUUUUCUUUUUCUUUUUGCAAAAAACGAUUGCUUUAUUGCAGUUUAAAAAGUUUAAAAUGUUGCCCUCUUGCUCUCAAACUGUUAACUUUACCACCUUUUCAACAUCUAUUUUUAUGCAUUCGAAUUUUUAAGUAGUUUAUAUAAAUAUUGUUUGGAUGUUCUAAUUGUAAAAAUUAAUUCUUACAAAUAAAAUGCUAGAGUAAGUUGUUAAGAAGUUGAGUAAAAUUGAGGGCAAAAUAUGUUAUUAUUUUAACUUUUUACAAUUGCAAACAAUUUGACACAAAAGAAAACGUCAUAAUUCAUUGGCAUCUUGCGAAAUAGUAAAACAAAAUCCCCACACUCUCAUUUAUAAUGUUUCCUUUUUUGUGUUUAUAUAUAUAUAAAUAAAUUCGUAACUAUUGUUUAUGCAUUGUUCCAAGGGCUUUUUUUAAUUUAGAACAAGAGAAAAAUUUUAUACUUAAGCGAUAUUUUACAAAAAAAAAUUUAAAUAUUACAACUUACACAUAAAUAUAUAAUAUUUAAAACAGAGAAAAAUACAUAAAUAAGUGUAUUCAAAUUAUAA